AUAUAAGCGAUCCAAUUGGAUCGCUGGAUCACUGAGAAGUCAUUGGUUCGUUUUACAAUCGGAUGUGGGGAAUUUUCAAAAGCCUGAAUAAAAGUCAAUGAAAGUAUUGAUGAAUAGACCUCAUGACAAGGGCCAUUCCUGAUCAUUUUGAGUGAUACAAAGGGUGACAUAUCCGAUGUCAUCAUGGAGUCACCAUCACGAAUCCCGCUCACCGCAUUCUUCCGUGCCCUCGGCGCUCCGACCCGAUCAUCCUUUUGGCUAAUUAAUAGUGGAUAUGUUUCUGCACAUCUACAGUGCAGUAUGAAUGGUUCAGGACAGCCUCUUGAGCACAAGGCUUCAUGAGCAAGGGAGCUGCAUGCGGUUUGUUUCUUUUUGUUGCCAUUUUUUGUUUCCUCUCACACGUGCAAGUCUGACACUGACCUCUCUGUGUUCUUUUUUUUUUUUUUUUUUUAAACCAUGUGCCAUCUAUUUAACAUCCUACUGGCUGUCCUGAGCCGCGUCCUGUUUUUUGUCCAUGGCAUCGUGACAGUGUGGCGAGUGGUGGCAAUAAAAGGACCAGCGUAUUGGGUUCUCCUAGUAGGAGUUUCUCUACUGGCAGUUGAGAUUGCCAUCACCCUGAAGUACACCAAAAAUGCAGAAUGGAAAUGGUUCUCCCCGAUGGUUUUUCUCUACCUUUGCACUGUCGUUCCGUCCAUUUGGGUCUUGGAGCUGAGCCUGUUGAAAGGGCAGACACGCGCCAAUACAACACAUGCCGAAAAACUUUUGCAAAGGAUGCAGUUAUCAUCGAAAAUGAUUUAUCUCGACCCAGACGAAUGGGUGACUGGUCUGGAGCAGACCAUGCUCAUUGUGCUGGUGAUCGGACGCUGGCUGAUGCCAAUGGGGCACAUGUCUCGAGAGCAGCUCUCCCAGCUCCUCAUGGUCUACGUGGGACUGGGCGCCGACAUCCUGGACAUCUUUGAUACCUUCAGGUUAGAGGAGAUCAUGAUCAAGAAAAAGCUGGUCAUCAUUGGUUUAUUUCUCUUCACGUGGGCGCUGAUGCAGUUCCCUCUGGUGCUCACUCAUAAGAGUGGGCAGGAACGGAGGACCGCGGGGCGCUUUGUCGGUGGCCGUAUUAACAACAUUACCAAUAACAUGAAGACGUGCUGCCCGAGUGAAGUGUGGAUCUUGCUUCUAACGGUGGGACUCCAAGAUGGCCCCUUCAUGUGCUACCGUGUCUAUCUCAUGCUGCACGAAAAGGUGCUCAACCAGCUGAUGAUCUUCUUCACCUGCAAGAACAUUCUCGUCGUUCUCAUCGAGUUCUAUCGGAUAUUUGUGGUGAAAUGGGAGCAUCAGAAGAACAGGAAGUAUGGAGAUUUAGCCACCAGGGUGACAUUUUGUGACGUCUGCUGCCGGAAGCAGCAGGCGGACCUGCAGGUUGCCGACAUUGAAUUGACAACGUCAGGACAGGAUUCUGAGACGCAAGGCAUGGUCGCACAGAGGGAGGAGUGAGAUCAGAUCGGGGACCGACUACGCUUACUUUUAAACACUUCAUUGAGAUACUUUUAUUGCACUUUUGAAAUGAGAAAAAGACUUACCAAAAAGACCCAUCUUUUGAAAAACAAGAACUUUGAAUUUAUUAUUAGGAAAAAAAAAACCUGCACAAACGUUUUUUA
Molecule: messenger RNA, 1652 nt
Organism: Hippocampus comes (tiger tail seahorse)
Lineage: Eukaryota; Metazoa; Chordata; Actinopteri; Syngnathiformes; Syngnathidae
Product: transmembrane protein 26
Exons: 4
Coding region: 457-1488 (343 amino acids)
Source: RefSeq, a predicted model, not a curated record